Molecule: messenger RNA, 465 nt
Organism: Alligator mississippiensis (American alligator)
Lineage: Eukaryota; Metazoa; Chordata; Crocodylia; Alligatoridae
Product: cytochrome c oxidase subunit 7B, mitochondrial
Exons: 3
Coding region: 74-313 (79 amino acids)
Biological process (GO): mitochondrial electron transport, cytochrome c to oxygen
Source: RefSeq, a predicted model, not a curated record
CUUCCGGUUGGUCGCCAUUUUGUUUUUCACCGUUAGCCAAGGGCGCUGCUGCGGGACCGGUUUUUUCGCCGCGAUGUUGCCCUGGGCCGGCGCCGCGCUGGGCCGCACGGCUCGGGACAUUUGGAGGAUUUCAGCAAGACAGGUUCAUCAGAAACAUGAACCUGACUUUCAUGAUAAAUAUGGAAACAUGGUGCUAAUUGGUGGAACUGUAUUUUGCCUCGCUGUGUGGACAUACGCGGCAACACAAAUUGGAAUAGAGUGGAAUUUGUCACCAGUUGGCAGAGUCACUCCAAAGGAAUGGAGAGAAGACUAGCUUUUGAUUUACAGUGAUUAAAACCCUGAACUGGUGUGGAUUUUCCAUUAAAACAUGCUUAUGUCAUAUGUGUAAUUGCAUCCGUUUACUGAUUGCCAUGUACCUCAUGGCAUUACUGGUAUAAUAAAUGCAUUAAACUCCUGUUUCAUCUA